This is a messenger RNA of Amoebophrya sp. A120, 2190 nucleotides long. NCBI's taxonomy places the organism in Eukaryota, Dinophyceae, Syndiniales, Amoebophryaceae. The record is from the annotation of a GenBank genome assembly.
CCACGAUAUUAACUACGAUCCGCACUACAACCAUAUCCUGCAAACCGACCUGCAAAUGCUGGGGAAGUUGUUCUGGUUUCUCGGCACCUGUGCGCCCUCGGAGACAGCGCGAAGUACCGCGGAAGCCGUACUGGAAUACUGUUCUCAUGUAUCGCAAGAAAAAAGUGUUACAGUUACACAUUGUGUUGCAAGACCGGCAACACAGAUAACCUCUCUCAUGCAGGAAAUGCUUGGGAUCCUCAUUUUCUUCCUGUUUUCCCUUGUGAUUUUCGCAUUACAAGUUUUCCCUGCCACACAGAGAAAAUUUGUGAUGCAGAAACUACUCCAACAAAUGUGUAACUGUAACACUUUUUUCUCGUGAUAUCAUGAUCGCUGGUGGGAGGACCGCCUGUGUGCACGUCUGGGGUCGUGCGGGUUGUUCGCAAGUAGAGCUCGUAGCUCCACGGGUGUUGUUGUUGACCCCGAGCGUGAGCCAGAACCUACAAAAAGUGAUGCCACGGAACAAGCGGCUUCAGGAGGAACAACCGGAAAUACAAAUCAAGAAGGCGCUAGCAUAACGGGGACCAGAACAACGUUGAACAGAGCACAUGAAGCCGACGAUGUUGCAACACCUUCAACAGCUAGAGCAGCUAUUCCUGCUUCUAAUGUUGGAACAAAGCCGCGUCCUUCAUUCGGUGCUUGCAAGAAAGAUGAGGUAGUAGAUAUGGAUCGGAAGAGGAAAAUCAUUCGCGACGCCAGCCUUCUGUUGGAGGGCCUGUCUCGAAUCGUCGGGGCUGAUGAAAAUGUACUAGUUUCUGGCGCGGCUGAAGAAAAGCGGAGAAUUUCAAAUUCUUCUACUACCAGCAAUAUGGUGCCGGCGGUAGAGGGAGGAGACAGCGCAGCUAGUGUCACAUUUUCCGCUACAUUCAAAAGUACUAGUGCUGAAACAGAGCUUCACGACAGCACAGCGACGACACCUUCUCCUCUCCCGCCGCUGUCCACAGGGGAUAAAUUUCUUCCCUCCAACGAGAUCACAAAUUAUUCUCAGCGAGCCGCAAAAAGUUUUGCUCUUGCGGUGGCGAGGUUGCUGCCCAGCGAAGGAGUCGUGAAGAGGAACCAAAAAAUAGGUUUAUCGAUCGAGCCAGCCGGGCGAGUUUCUGUUUCUUUCCCUUCUGACGGAGCAGGAGUUUCAUCCACAACAACUGGACAAGAGUCCGAUGCGAAUAUCGCUGGAGAAGAGAGCAUAUCCUGUGCAAAAGCCUCGUAUUCGUAUAAAUGCAAGACUUGCAUUACAAAUCUUGUCCUUAAGGUAAAUCCGCAUUACAAACGUCAUUUCUCAUGCUGAGGAAAUUUGUAAUGCAUUUAUACGAGUACGAAUACGAUACUUUUGCAAUGCAUAAAGCACUGGCGCGAACACUAGCGCAAAGAACAAACCACGUCCCCGGAAGAAGAAGAGCGUCUUCAAUUUUCCCGAGCAAGAGGAGGAAGUAGAGCCAACAUCAAGCAUAGUACAUGAACAUGAAAAAGAAAUACAUAUACAUCAACAUCGACCAACAUCAUCUUCAUCGGCAUCGCCGUCCUCGCCGGAAGGAGGACGUAGAAAAGAAGUAACUACACCAGCAGGAGAAGGACGAGAGUUUCUUACGCGAAAACGGUUGCCGGUGGAACAGCACUUUCCUAUCGACGAGAAGCAUUUGAAUAUGGGAAGAGAAAAAACCAAUCACAAUGAAAUUCAAUUUUACGCAAAACAGAGCCGCGCGUCCACGUUUCUGUAAAGGCACGGAAAAAAAAGCAAUGGUGCAGUUUAAGAAAGAAAAUCAAAAUACCUAUUUUCGAGGCGAGAUAAUAAACAUGCAAAACGCGAAAUGAAACAGUACAGUGAUGGACUUUUUCCAUUUCCAUAUUGCAGCGCAUCACAGCGGCCUUUGCUCGGUUGCGGGGAAUAGUCACGACGGCUUGCCCAGGCGAUGAAGAAACCGCUGCUGCACCUACUUCAUCUGCAGCUGCAAGAAGAGUAUGGAUCGCGGACAUGAUCGGGGGCGACGGCGAGGACGGUGAUUUUCGGGAGGAACAAGCGAACAGGAACAUUGAUGAGAAAAAACUGAGCGUGACUUAUCCACUAGCGUGUAGCAUCUGACACUCCACUACGUAAUAUGUCCGUUGGAACAAGAAAUGUUGGUCAGUCAGAAUUGGAUAAUUACUCUGGUAAAU